Molecule: messenger RNA, 1912 nt
Organism: Paramisgurnus dabryanus
Lineage: Eukaryota; Metazoa; Chordata; Actinopteri; Cypriniformes; Cobitidae
Gene: crfb2
Product: cytokine receptor family member b2
Biological process (GO): cytokine-mediated signaling pathway
Cellular component (GO): plasma membrane
Molecular function (GO): protein binding; cytokine receptor activity
Source: RefSeq, a predicted model, not a curated record
AAACCAACCACCGGAAACAGGAAGACAGGAACAGAAAGUAAAAGUAUGUGAAUAACAUUGAUAUAAAGCGUCAAUACAAAUCAUAUCAAGAGAAUCAAAGUGGACAGUAGACCCGGUGGGAUUAAACUCAAAAUGAUGCAAGAGAAUACAAAGAUUGAAAGAUGCUGAGGAGACAUGAAGAGACUUUGUGUUAAUGUGUUUGGUCACAGUCAAUUAUCGCACGAUGUGUGGAAUGAUAGAGAUUCUUAUCUCCAUCUCUCUCUUACACACAGCCUUAUCCUCGGACAUAACGUUACCUGCUCCUGUAAAUCUGACCAUAUCAUCCCAUCAUUUUGUUCAUUUAUUGUCCUGGAGCAAAGGACCGGGCUCUCCUGAUGGUGUUCAUUACGCAGUCAGCAUGCGUAGACUCAGCAAUACGAGUAAGAUACUGGUAAAGGGUUGUGAGAAGGUGACAUCUCCUCUGCAAUGUAAUCUUACAGAAGUGUUUUCUGACCUGGAGGACACCUAUUAUAUCAACGUAUCUGCUGUCAUGGGGAACCACCCAUCAAGUCCUGCAGGCUGUAGUGUAUUUAUACCCUACAAGAACACCACGCUGGAGCCUCCGCUGGUGUCGCUCACAAACUGCGCAGCUCUGUCUCUCUGUGUGAACCUUCAAGCACCUUCUCCUCAUCUCCACAGCAUCUAUAACUCAAUAAAAUAUAGACUCAAGAUCAGCAUUGAAAAUGGAUCUGAGUUUUCUAAGGAUAGAGAGGGGUUAAAGAACGUGACUCUGAAUAACCUGACACCGGGACAAAGAUAUUGUGUGACUGUCAGCAUCAUAGAUUACAAAUAUUCUAGCAAGCCUGCAGUGUGUGAAUCCAUCCCUACAAGAGGCAACAUAUCAGUUUCAGAUGUAUUGAUCGCUGUCGUCGUCUGUCUGCUGAUGGUGCCGUUAGUCAUCUGGGUCCUUCCAAGACUUCUUAUUCACUUCUUCUAUCAGAAAGUAAAUCUGCCUGCAGUUCUGAGCUCCUUCCAGUGUCAACAUCAGAUUAAUAUUCUCCUCAUCCGUGCUGAAUCCAUCAGCGAACUCACAGAGGACACGGACAUCCUUCAGAAGAUGAAGCAGAACAGAGAGGAACACGAAGAGUCAGAUGAAGAGACAGAGGAGGAAAGCGUGACGUAUGAAACAAUAGCGACACAACAUCUCAAAGCUCAAGAUGCAAAAUCAUCCGGCUCUGGCUCGCUCGUGAACCAGAGCUCAGGAAGCCAUCCGUGGCUUUGCUCCUCCAUUGACGCUCCACUGAGCCCCAGCUGUAGUGUUAAUGAGGAAGAUAUUGCUGCGCUGACAUCCUCUCAUCACCUCCCCCAUGAAAGAAAGCCACUGUUAAAGUCAGUAUUUGAGGAGAGAGCUGAGAAUGAGGCUGAUGAUGAUGAUGAUGAAGAUAUUAACCUGUGUUCAGUGAUGUUAGGUGGAGUUCUGCUGGAACAGACCCACAGUAAUACAGCCGAACUUGAACUUGUGAUAAACCCGUCUCAUGCAAAGCCGCUUGAAACCGCUGCGAGCCGCUCCUCUCUUUCGGCCCCAUGUAACUCUCUCGAGAUUCACAUUUGUGACUCUGAGGAGGAGGAUGAAUAUUCAGGGUACUUGAGUCGAACCUAACAGUGAUUAUUCAUGUCUGCUAUACUAUAUAGAUUUUUAUACUCUAUUUUUAUAAUGCCUUCAUUUGAUAAUGAGGAUCAGGGUGAUUUAGUUUUAUUGUUUGUGUUUAGUGCACACAUUAACAGUUCUCCAUUUGAUAUAAACACACAGACAGUAUUCACAUCUAUCACUUGCUGAAGUACUUAAAGGUGCCGUAGAAUGUAAAACUGUAUUUACCAUAGAGACAGAGCGCAGCGCGUCAUAACCUGAAAACCACGCCCACCGGGGGGAAAA